UUUUUAUUUAGUGUCAACAAGCAAAACGUGAGUUUGAUCUUAACAAUUAGUGCAUUUUCUUUUGAUAAAAAAUUAUGUAAUAAUUUUUGUGAGGGAGAAAAGGCUCAAUUACCACUCAGAAAAACGAGAAGAAAUGUGUGGAAACAUACAACUCAUUUUCCUUUUAUGGACAUCUCUACUUCUCAUUUUGCCAUGUGUUUAUAAUGGUGCCAAGAUCCUGGUUUUCCCCAUUGAUGGCAGUCACUGGGUGAACAUGGAGGUGCUGGUAAAGAAGCUGCAUUCUCACGGACACCAGCUGAGUGUGAUUCGUCUGGAAGAUAGCUGGUUCAUUCAGGAGAGCUUGCCUCACUACACUUCUAUUACAGUGAAGCUCAAAGAGAAAGAGAUAGGACUGGACCUGUUCGAGAAUGCUGUACAAAGAAUCCUGGAGGGAAACAGGAAGGGGCCAAUGAUGGGGGCACUGGUCCAGAUCUCUGAACUGAUUGGCAUCCUGCAGGUGGCUCACAAAGCAACCUGUUCCAUGCUCACCACCAUGCUGGAGAACAAAGCUCUGAUGACACAAAUAAAGGAGGCAAACUAUGACUUGAUGCUCACUGACCCUGGCACGCCUGGUGGGGUUAUCUUGGCACACUACCUUCAACUGCCAAUUGUGUAUAAUGUCCGUUGGAUGAGUUUUGGAGAGUGUCACUUCUCCACUGCACCCUCUCCGAUCUCCUAUGUGCCUGUGCCUGGUUCAGGUCUGACGGAUCGCAUGGGACUGUUAGAGAGGAGCCGGAAUCUUCUACAUUAUGGGCUGAACCUCAUGCUGGAACGUUGGCUGGUCAUUCCUAUGUACACCAACUUGUUACUCAACUAUUUCCCUGCUAACGCUAACCUCAUUACUAUGCAACAUUCAGCAGAGCUUUGGCUUGUGCGUGCAGACUUUGUUUUUGAGUUCCCACGACCUUCAAUGCCAAACCUAGUCUAUAUUGGUGGCUUCCAGUGUUGUCCAUCCAAGCCUCUCCCAGCUGAGCUUGAAGAGUUUAUGCAGAGUUCAGGGGAACAUGGUGUGGUUGUAAUGUCUCUAGGAACUCUAAUUGGAGCAUUUCCCAAGGAGGUAAUGGAAGGCAUUGCCGCAGCUUUUGCCCGUAUCCCUCAGAAAGUGGUUUGGAGGGUUAUUGGUGAGAAACCAUACUCGCUAGGCAAUAACACCUUAAUUCUUCAAUGGAUACCACAAAAUGACUUGCUGGGCCAUUCAAAGACCCGUGCUUUCGUGGCUCACGGGGGCACCAAUGGUCUGUAUGAAGCCAUCUAUCAUGGGGUGCCAGUUCUGGGACUACCUUUGCUAUUUGAUCAGCUAGAUAAUAUAGUCCGUCUUCAGGCAAGAGGUGCAGCACGAAUGCUAGAUGUGGCCACGUGCACUUCAGAAAAAUUCCUGGAAGCUCUGACCGAUAUCUUAGAGAACCCGGCGUAUCGUCAGAACAUGCAGAGGCUCUCCGAGCUACACCGAGACCAGCCUCAGCAUCCCCUUGACAAAGCAAUGUUCUGGAUUGAAUUUGUCCUGCGCAAUAAAGGUGCAACCCAUCUACACGCUGAGGCAUACAACAUGCCCAUGUACUCCUACUACUGCCUAGAUGUGGCUGUAUUGGUUCUCUUUGUAAUUCUGCUGACUCACGGGGUUGUUUACACAAUCUGGACACAACGACGAAGAGGAGAGAUAAACAAAGCAGUGAAAGACAGCAACAAUAAAGCUAUAAAAGAAAGCAGUAAGAUCCUGAAAGAGACCAUUAAUAUUCUGAAAGAGAGCAAUAUGAUUUCGAAAGAAAGCAAUAACAUUCCAAUUCCGAAACUAAGAGCAAGCAAAAAAAGAAUUCAGUGAAUAGGCAAGGAAUUCAGAGAGAUAUAUAUACAGUAUUUUUCUGUUUUUAUUUCUUUGUUUUUCCUUAUUUCAUUAACUUUCUUUCUUUUUCAAAUUCCACUGUUUCUUUCCUUAUUUCAUUGUUUUGCCUAAAUUGUUAAGACUAAACUGUAUGCUGGCGAUUAGGUGCAGAUCACUUCCUGGAAUCUUUAAAGUUUCCUGUAAUCCCCAUUUAACCCUCAGAGACCCAAGGCAUUUGUAUUGUUGGAAAAAAUUCCUCCUUGAAAGUGUUUUUAAGGAAGUUCUGAAUUAACAACACAAUUCAAAACACAAAAGUAAAU
Molecule: messenger RNA, 2178 nt
Organism: Xyrauchen texanus (razorback sucker)
Lineage: Eukaryota; Metazoa; Chordata; Actinopteri; Cypriniformes; Catostomidae
Product: UDP-glucuronosyltransferase 2C1-like
Exons: 3
Coding region: 134-1858 (574 amino acids)
Molecular function (GO): UDP-glycosyltransferase activity
Source: RefSeq, a predicted model, not a curated record